Aquila chrysaetos chrysaetos is the source of this 3648-nucleotide messenger RNA. It is a transcript of the gene TRAF1, whose product is annotated as TNF receptor associated factor 1. The transcript is spliced from 11 exons. Lineage: Eukaryota; Metazoa; Chordata; Aves; Accipitriformes; Accipitridae. Gene Ontology annotation, molecular function: zinc ion binding; ubiquitin protein ligase binding; tumor necrosis factor receptor binding. Gene Ontology annotation, cellular component: plasma membrane signaling receptor complex; cytoplasmic side of plasma membrane. The record is from RefSeq and is a predicted model, not a curated record. The coding region runs from base 232 to 1905 and encodes 557 amino acids. Gene Ontology annotation, biological process: positive regulation of JNK cascade; tumor necrosis factor-mediated signaling pathway; regulation of apoptotic process.
GGGGGCUGGGGAGAGCCCCGCGGCGGCCCACCACUGGCUCCCACGGGAGCCGGGCUGCGUUCCCUCGGCCGGGGGAAGGCCCGCUUCUCCCCGGCCCCCAAAGGCGCAUUUCGGGUUUCCCGCUCCUCCCGGCCUGAGCGAGGCAGCAGUCGCCGAAAUUCAGACGAGCCGCCCCGGCUGCAUUUCCUCUCCCUGCGGCACGGGCGGCCUCGACCGCGUAGUUUACUUCAGAUGGCUGAGAAAACAACCAGAGGCCUGCAGGAUGUCCCUGGCUCUUCUCCUGAUGAAAACGAAUUUCCUUUCGGCUAUCCCACUAACAUUUGUGAGGAUGUGCCUGACCAGAAGUACCUGUGCAGCAACUGCAAUAACGUUCUGAAGAAAGCCCUGCAAACGCUCUGUGGGCAUAGGUACUGCUCAGCCUGCCUCUCCUGGAUUGUACGAAACAAUAAAAAUGCGAUUUGCCAGAAAUGUAAAGAGGAAGAUCCCAGCACUUUAAGUGAGGGAAGCCUAUUGGCAGAAGAAAGGGCUUUUGGUGAUGCUGCCAUUAAUAAAGAGAUUUCUGAACUCAAAGUACGCUGUGUGACCCUUGGAUGCAGUUGGUCUGGUAUCAUGAAAAAUUUUGAAGAGCAUCAGAGCUUAUGUGAGUAUGCUUUAAUCCCGUGUCACACUGGUUGUGGACACAUGGUGAUGAGAAAGAAACUUGCAGAUCAUUUGGAAAAUGGAUGUGUUAAUAAUGUGACAAUGUGUCAGAAGUGUAAGCGGAGCUUAUCCAGUAGUGAAUACCAAGAACAUUCAUGUGAAGGCAAUUUAUGUCCAGAACAAAAACAUGUCCAAACAGAAACACCAUCAAAGGAAAAGAAUCACUCUACACCCUUAAUCAACAAGGAUGGAUGUCGUUUUUCUGAAGUUGGCUGUUCAUUUAGGGGAAGCAAAGAGAAGAUAAAAGAGCAUGAGAAAACUGCAAUUGGGGCCCACAUGCUGCUUUUGCUGCAGCACAUAAAGCAACUGAAGGCAAGCUUGUGCACUGCUGCCAAAGCUGCAAAUGGUUCCAUCCCACAGUCAGAGCUGAAUGUGAAUGGUGCAGGAAAAAGCAUCUCGGAUCUGCAGAUCCCAGGGGGGCUGGAAAUCAAUGGGGAUCUGGAAGUAGACUGUUUUCCUGGAUCUUCUGUUUCUGAAGAUGAAUCUGUUCUGCAACAACUUGUGAGGGAGAAAGUGAUUUCUGAGCUAGAAAAUAAGCUACAUGUGUUUGAGAAUAUUGUGGCAGUGCUCAAUAAAGAGGUGGAGACCUCUAAUUUGGAAAUCACAGCCUUUCGGAGACAGAGUGAACUUGAUCAAAAUAUAAUAAGAGGCCUUGAACUGAAGAUUGCAGAGUUGCACCGGUGCCUGACGCAGAAGGAUGCAGGCCUGAGCAGUCUUCAUAAGAGUCUUCUGUUCUCUGAGCAAGCUUCCUAUGAUGGGGUCUUUCUGUGGAAAAUAACAGAUGUUGGCAGGAAGUUACAAGACUCUGUGACUGGAAGAACAGUCAGUUUGUAUUCACCAGCUUUCUACACUGCAAAGUAUGGCUACAAAGUCUGUCUGAGGGUGUACCUGAAUGGGGAUGGGACAGGAAAAGGAACCCACGUGUCCCUGUUCUUUGUUGUCAUGAAAGGAGACUACGAUGCUUUGCUCCCGUGGCCUUUCAGACACAAGGUUACAUUUAUGUUGCUUGACCAAAAUAACAGGGAACAUAUUAUUGAUGCAUUUCGCCCGGACCUGACUUCUGCUUCAUUUCAGAGACCAGUGAAUGAUAUGAAUGUUGCAAGUGGCUGUCCCAUGUUCCUCCCUUUGUCCAAAUUACAGUCACCUAAAUAUGCCUAUGUGAAAGAAGACACGCUUUUCCUUAAAUGCAUUAUAGAAACAAAUUAGUAAAUCUUGAAAUAUGGGUGUCUGGUAAAUCACCCACUGAAUUUCAUUAGUUUACAAUUAAAAAAAAAGUGAGCUUGAGACUUGUAUUAGUUUUCAUGUGCACACAAAAUCCAGAGAGCCUGCGCCUGUGCUCCACUGAAUCAGUUCACACCAGCUGAAGAUCUGCCUGCUAGAGUUAUCUACUGCUGAGCAUGCCAAGUACUUUGCCCAGUGCCCCAUGGAGUAUGCUAUUGCAAAUGAGAAGUGUGAUUAUUUCAUCAAAACAGCCAAUGCUCCCAGUUUAGAUGUAGACUACAGUCACCCCCCGCCCCGCAGAUGCACUUGUGGAAAAAGGCGCUGUUCUUUCUCACGCUUGGCCCAGGCGUGGGUGUCAUUCUGCCUAGGUGUCUGGCAGGGAGUGCGGCCCCAGCUCCCUUCUAGCCCCCUUGGGUUAACAGGUUUCUGGCAUGCAAGGGGCGAAGCUGAGCUUUCCGCAUCCUCCGGCAGCGCUAUGGCGUGUGCUGCUCCGUUUCCCAGGAGGUACGGAGCGAGCAUCUGUCAGACUGCACUGGCUGGCAGCCCUGAUGUGGGAUUUUGGCUGUUCCCCCACCAGGGACAAGGGCAGAUUCCUUCCUCUGAGGCACUGAUCAGGUGUCUCUGUUUGUGCUUAUUGGUGACCUUGAAAAGCAGUGAGUUGUGGGUAGCAUUGGUAGCUUGAAUUCCUUAUACCGGAUGAUUUAUUCCUUGCUAUUUAUUUUAGACUUAUAUUUAUGUGCUCUGUAAAGAGGUGUUCUGUUGCAUCAGCAGUCGGUGACCAGAUUACACUGUGCCUUGGGGAAAUUACCUCUUGUAUUUCCAAAGGAGUUGUUAGACUUUCCCAUUGCAGAUGCGGAGCUCUGAGGGUUGGUAACCCCUGGGAAGUCCAGAGCUGCCAGUCCAAGCCGUGGUAAGGACCCCUCAGUAGCUUUGUUUUAAAGUGUUCAGUCACUUCCUGAACCUUCAAGGCAAGUGACUUACUAGAAAGUAUUGAUCUUUUUUUUUAUUGCUUAAUUCUUUUUAUGUGCUCUGAUGUUUUAAGUCUUUUCACACGCUAAAAUAGAACUACUAGAAAUGUUUUUGUCUUUUUUUUUUUUAAAUAGAGGUAAGGAAUUGAUAUUUUUUUUUUUUUAUAAGCAAGUCAAGCUUGGAAAUGUCUGGAUGUGUGUGAAGUUCAAAUGCUACACCUUAUUCCCAAAAAGCAGCAAGCCUCGCCCUCUUCAUUCCCUGGUUAACAACUGUUUGACAGAAUCAGUGGAGUUGAGCUGGGUUUUGGUGCAGCAGUUUCUGAACUUCCAGCAAACUCGUGCUGCAGUACAGCUUGCUUGUCCAGGACUUCGAGCUGUUGUGCAGAGCGGGUGGGACAGCAGUGUGCAAACCCAAGGCCUGAUCUUGCAGACGCAGGCAGGCGUAUGUAUAAGCGAAAGGCCUUUAUGCAAUGACUUCAUUCGUUUUUCCUUUGCAAUAUAUCCCAUGUCUCAAUUGAAAACACAAAACCAACAGACAACAUUGUGCCCGCUGCAUGAGAAGGGAAAGCAGAAACUGUUUGUCCGCUUAUAUUUUGCAAACCAUGGAAACGGCAGCCGUCUAGCAGAGCUGGUGAAAUGUCGUGUGCUGGGACUAACCUCCAGCCUGGCUGCCGGCAUAUGAAGAGAUUUUUCACAUCUCUCAUUUCUAUCUUGACAGCAUCCUUUAAAGUAAUUAGUUGUGAUGAAGUAUCAAGUUUCA